Molecule: messenger RNA, 1782 nt
Organism: Tripterygium wilfordii
Lineage: Eukaryota; Viridiplantae; Streptophyta; Magnoliopsida; Celastrales; Celastraceae
Product: alpha carbonic anhydrase 4-like
Exons: 7
Coding region: 66-899 (277 amino acids)
Molecular function (GO): carbonate dehydratase activity; zinc ion binding
Source: RefSeq, a predicted model, not a curated record
CUCCGCAGAGGAAAGGUUUGCUCUUUCAUGAAGAAGAAAAAAAAACCCAUCAAUCAAUCACCAUCAUGAGCUUGUACAGUAUAUUCACUAUGCCCAACUUUGCUUCUCUCUUUCUGGCUUCUCUCAUUGUCUUCUCUUGUUCUUCCUUCACACUCUGCUCUGCUUCUGAAUCUGAAACUGAUGAUGAGACCCCCUUCACAUAUGUGGAAGGAACUGGGAAAGGCCCAAAAGAAUGGGGCAAAAUUGACUCGCAUUGGCGAUCUUGUGAUGGCGGAAAGCUGCAAUCUCCUAUUAAUCUUCUUGACCAACGAGUGCAAGUUUCAGCUAACCUUGGCAAACUUGAAAGGGAUUACAAACCAGCUCCUGCUGUUGUGAAGAACCGGGGCCACGACAUUAGUGUGAGAUGGAUAGGUGAUGCAGGCGAAAUAAGCAUCAAUGGGACUGAUUACAAAUUGAUACAAUGUCACUGGCAUUCGCCCUCGGAGCAUACGUUUAAUGGUUCGAGGUACGAAUUGGAGCUUCACAUUGUCCAUUUAAGCUCUAAUGGAGGAAUAGCAGUUAUUGCAAUUGUUUACGAAUACGGCCAUCCAGACCGGUUCCUUUCAAGGCUGUUCCACCACAUCAAAACAGUUGGGGAAAAAGAGAAGUAUUUGGGGAUUGUUAACCCAGGAGACAUCAAGUUUGGUAGCCGAAAAUACUACCGAUACAUUGGUUCUCUCACAGUUCCUCCAUGCACUGAAGGUGUUAUUUGGACAGUUAUCAAGAAGGUGAGAACAGCUUCGCGGGAGCAAGUUCGGGCACUAAGGGAUGCUGUUCAUGAUGGGUUUGAGGCAAAUGCAAGGCCUACGCAGGCGUCCGUUGGAAUACCUGUUUCUUUCUACACUCCAAGAGAGCACUGACGUUCUGCUUAGAAUUUAUGAGAAGAAAAACUAAGAAUACUCUGCUUAGAAUUUAUGAGAAGAAAAUCUAAGAAUGCUAUCCAAUGAAUUCGACUGAUGUACUCGAAAUUAUUGAUAAAAUGCACUAUUCAGCCCUUUUGUUAAGAUUUGAGCAUUAUCAGUUGGAUUCAGUCUACUUAUAAACUAGUUCUGCUAUGCUUUCUUUUGGCAUCUCAGCUUGUUCAACAGAGCAUUGGUGCUCUCGCCAUUAACCCUCUGUUCCAACAUGAUGCAAGUGAAGAACCAGUAUCCAUAGUUAAUUUUCUACGAGACAAGACAAGGUCAAAGAGUUAACAGAAUAACAGGUCAGGUGAUAUCAAGGGGGAAAAAAAUUGGAGAAGGUUUUAGGUUCAUUUGGUGAAAAAGUCGAGAGUUAACUGGUCAGCUGAGAUGAAGGAAAAUUAAAAAAAAUUGGAGAAGGUUUUAGGUUCAUUUGGUGGGGCAUGUGCCUUGAUUCUAAUGGCGAAAGUCUUAUAUCAUCUCCCCCUAGUUAGCAAUAUUUAAUCAAUAAAUUAUUGGUUUUUGGGUUUUGGAUUUUUGAGAGCAGUUGACCUAAAAGCAACCAUGGCACUAAUGAGAUUCAUCCACUCCAGCACAAAAGGUCAACUAACAGUUAUAGCAAAUUGAGAGAGAGAUCUGAAAAUUGCAUUCCUGCAUUGCAGUAUUCAAGUUGUACAUCCAGAAUUAGAAAACAUUGCUCCACUCUUAUUUAAACACGGUAAAAUCACAAGUACCCUCAAAAGAACUAGUCAAAUACUACCAUAGUAUUGUACCAAUUCACAAAACCUAAUGGACUAGUCACUCGGAUUACAUAAAACCAACUUCACAAGGAGAUUGCAUAAAA